Molecule: messenger RNA, 855 nt
Organism: Microplitis demolitor
Lineage: Eukaryota; Metazoa; Arthropoda; Insecta; Hymenoptera; Braconidae
Gene: CPR14
Product: endocuticle structural glycoprotein SgAbd-3
Exons: 4
Coding region: 88-531 (147 amino acids)
Cellular component (GO): chitin-based extracellular matrix
Molecular function (GO): structural constituent of chitin-based larval cuticle
Source: RefSeq, a predicted model, not a curated record
CAACAGCCACAAGUACCAUCUCAUCUUCGUCUCAAUCUUGGUUCAUCUACUGUAGGUGACAUAUAAUAUAUAUAUUGAAUAUAUAAUAUGUAUUCUGUCAAGGUGAUAAUACUAAUUGCGCUUUGCGCGUCAGCAUGGGCAGCGCCACAGAGACCAGCUGCUGGUGGUCCUGACAAAGAUGCGACCAUAGUAUCUCAGCAAUUAGAAGUUAAUUUUGACGGAAAUUAUGUCAACAACUUCGAAACCAGCAAUGGUAUAAGCCACCAAGAAUCCGGGCAGUCAAAACAAGUUGAAAACGAAAAUCCCGUAGUUUCACAAGGAAGUGAAUCUUGGAGUGCCCCUAACGGUGAGCAAGUAAGCUUGACGUGGACAGCCGACGAAAACGGUUUUCAAGCACAAGGAUCUCAUAUUCCCACAGCUCCACCAGUACCUCCAGAAAUCCAACGGGCUUUGGAAUGGAACGCAGCUCAUCCUGAACAAGACAAUGAAGGACAGGGUGGUAGUCCCGCACGACCUCCUCCAAGAGGUUAAUCUUACACACCCCAUACCCCAUUAAGUGAACUACUCAAUACACAUCGACGAUCCUUGUGACCUACCGAAACGAUCCGGCUCGUCAUAAUGGUAAUAACUCCGACUUUAUGUAAUAACAACGAUCAAAUGAUUAAACAGAUAUUUUUUUUUUUAAAUCAUUUAUUAACUUUAUUAAUUUUUUAUCUACCGAAAAAUUACUCAAUAUUGAGUAAUUAAAUAAGGAUUGUUUUUUAUUAUUUUUUUAAUAACAUUAGUGACACGAUUGUUAAUAAUUAUUAAAUGUCAGCUAUUAAUAUUGUGAUUUUGUCAAUAAAUAUUUUAAUG